AACUAUACUAUGUUAAUAUUUUUCUUUUGUUUCGUUUGGAUAUUUAUAUUUAUGCGUUGAAAACGUUAUUAUUGUUCCUUGCCGUAUAGUAGGUGUUCUUGUGACGCAGUAUCUUGUUCAACUCACUAACCUACCUUUGUAAUUAUAGUGUUACGAAUUAUUGUACCGAAGACUAGCUGGUGUCAGAAUACUUUGUGCCAUUUUAGACAAUAAUUUCAUGGAUUGCACUUCUUGUAACCGUAUCGUCAUACAACAUCAAGUAUUUUACAUAACAUCAGUAUCUAUGUGGAUUUUGUCCUAUACUUAGUCUGUGUUUUAGAGAAAUGUUGCAAUAAAAAGAUGUUUACAUUAAAA
This is a messenger RNA of Spodoptera exigua (beet armyworm), 354 nucleotides long. The record is from the annotation of a GenBank genome assembly. NCBI's taxonomy places the organism in Eukaryota, Metazoa, Arthropoda, Insecta, Lepidoptera, Noctuidae.